AUGAAGAGACCAAUCUCAUCAAGAACGGGUUCCGCUUCAAACCCAUCAUCUCAGACCACAUCAAUGGAUAAUAUGAAUAUUCUUUCCAAUAACAAUGCAUCAACACCAGCAGCAUCAGCAGCAUCAGCAGCAUCACGCAACAAAACAGCUGAAAAGAAGGCGUCCCUUACAAUAACGAAGAAGCGAAUGUCAUCACAGAGCAUUAUCUAUGCGAAUGCAAUUGGUUAUAUCCUAUCAGGAUGCUUUCAACCGAUCCUCAUGACAGUGUGCAAGGACGCUGGAUUGGGUCAUCCGGUUGCGCAGGUAUACAUGUUCUUUUAUUCCUUUGGUCCCGCACUUGUCAUUAUUCCACUUUUAUGGAAAGGAGUUGAGAAAUGGCCCGUUCGGUGGACUCCCAUGUACAAGGCGGCAGGGAUUGCCUUGUUUGACGUGGUGGCCACCUGCAUCAAUUAUGUUGGGGCGUCUCAUGCGGGACCCACCAUAUUUGCGAUUGUCUACUCGUCCGUGACGAUCUGGACUGCCAUUUAUUCGAGAUGGAUACUGAAUCGUGUGCUGAAUCGGUCCCAAUGGAUGGCUAUUCUCCUCGUCUUUUGUGGGUUAGGAUUGACCGCGACAGAGUCUUUGCAACUGGGUCCUUCGGUACUGAAGGGUUUGAUUAUGGUGACCUUUGGAUCAGCCAUGCAUGCCUUUACCUACGUCGGUAGUGAAAUCGUCAUGAACUUUGGCCCAAAUGAGAGUCUGACUGUCUCUCAGAACUGUGCGAUUCAAUCCGCAGUCGGAUGUUUUGUGUUUUUGAUAUGGCAACUGGUCUAUACGUUACCCAACUACAAUGGAGUACUGGGUCAGCCGAUGCAGCAGGCUGGAACGACGCCUUGGAUGGCACUUUUCAUACUGAGCUGCUUUGGGUUUGCCAACUUGGUGCAUUCGUUGACUUUCUUCUACACACUGUCGCACUUUCCAGGUGGUGCUACAAGUGCGGGUGUCAUGAAGGGGUUACAGGCAGUGUUGGUAUUCGGAGUCACGCACCUGUGCUUUUGUGGAAAGACUGGUGGCGACGAGAUGUGCUUUUCAUCAUCCAAGUGGUUGUCACUCAUCACAGUCUGUGGGGGAGUAUUUGCCUAUGGAAGGGCGACGCAACAAGAACACAAUGGUACCAAAGUGUCCGGCAAUAAGCAAGUUGGUAGCAAUCACAUCAGACGAAGGUCAUUGAAACACAAAGGCAGUGACACUUACGAACCGGCAAAUGGUGUGGACCAAGUUGGACUAGGUACAGCAUGA
Messenger RNA from Cylindrotheca closterium, 1278 nucleotides. NCBI's taxonomy places the organism in Eukaryota, Bacillariophyta, Bacillariophyceae, Bacillariales, Bacillariaceae. The record is from the annotation of a GenBank genome assembly.